Messenger RNA from Alnus glutinosa, 3188 nucleotides. RefSeq names its product signaling mucin HKR1. Bases 285 to 2885 code for a protein of 866 amino acids. The record is from RefSeq and is a predicted model, not a curated record. The transcript is spliced from 10 exons. Gene Ontology annotation, molecular function: protein binding. NCBI's taxonomy places the organism in Eukaryota, Viridiplantae, Streptophyta, Magnoliopsida, Fagales, Betulaceae.
ACCCAAAAGAAUAAGAAAAAAAAAUUGCGCAGAGAGAGAGAGAGAGAGAGAGAGAAAAGCAAGAGAGAUAGGCUGGGAGAGAGUUUAGAGCGAGAAAGGGUUUUCGGUGCAAAGCGAGAGCGAGAGCCGGCGAUAUAGAGAACGCUUUAUUAGAUAUCUUUGUUUCUUUGCUCUUCUUCUUCUUGCCAUCGGCGAAAGGAAACCCCAGCGAGUGACGAACCCUAUCAGCCUUCCCAGAUCUGAGUCUCCCACAGAGAGAGAGAGAGAGAGAGGGGGGGGAGAGAAUGAGUGGGAGAGGAGGAGGUAGUAGUGGGAAGGGAAGUAAUGGGAUAUCGGCAAUCCCAGCGGCGUCGAGGAAGAUGGUGCAGAGCUUGAAGGAGAUUGUGCAUAACUGCACCGAGCAGGAGAUCUAUGCUGCUCUUAAGGACUGUAACAUGGACCCCAACGAGGCCGUUAAUCGCCUCCUCUCUCAAGAUCCCUUUCAUGAGGUGAAAAGCAAACGAGAAAAGAAAAAAGAGAAUAAGGACACAACGGAUUCCAGGUCUCGUGGUGCUAAUAACGCUUCAAACCGUGGCGGUAAGGGUGGCGCAGACCGUUAUGUUGGACGUGGCGGAUCAAACCAGUUUACCUCUACUGAGUCUGGUAGUUUAUAUGGUAAACCUGCCUACAAGAAGGAAAAUGGAACACAUGCUUAUGCAGGCUCUUCAUCUUCUGGAUCCAGCAUGGCAGGAAAUAACAUGAGUCGACGACCUCCAUCAUACAGUGAAUCUGUAGCCAUGGAAAAUAAAGUGUCGAUAGUGGGCACAAGUAAUGGAAUAUCGUCAUCAACACAGCCUUCUGGAUUUCCAUCUGCCUGGCUGGGCGUCCCUGGUCAUGUAUCAAUGGCUGACAUUGUUAAGAUGGGUAGGCCACAUGGCAAUGCUUCCACUGUGCCAAACCCACCGAUCUACGGUGUCAGCCAUCAAAACGUUUUGACAACUUCUGCAGCAACACAUCAUAAUUUGCAUCCAUUGCAAGAUCAUGCUUCCAAUGUGUCAGACAUAAAUGCUGAGCCAGGAUUUGCCACAAGCCAGCACCUUCCUUCCGAUGAUGACUGGCCUGCAAUUGAGCAACCAGCUGCUAUUCUGUCCUCUGUUGUAGAGGAAUCUUUAGAUUCUGAGCCAUACGCAGAUCCAUCUAACAUAUCCUCGGAUAGAGGUAAUCAACAUACAAAGUCCCAAUUAGAUGAGGUUCGGGUAGCUGAUGAUUUGGCUGUUGAGAUGCUUAAUGCAAACCAUGUUGGACCUACUUCUGUGUCCAGUAGAAAUAUGCUAGAGGACAAUUCUGGAGAUGCAUCUGUCUUUGAUAAUAGCAUAUAUGAGGACAUGGAUUCCUACCAACCUCACAAUCAUGAUUUGGAGCAUAAUGAAGCGGAAGAUGGUCUUUCAUUAGUGGCUGCAAAUUUGCAGCAACUGAAUUUACGGAAAGAUGAUCAGGCAGCACCAUCUGAAGAGGAUAACCCUCCUGUAAUAAUUCCAAAUCACCUCCAACUCCAUACCUCUGACUGCUUGAACUUGAGCUUUGGGAGUUUUGGAUCUGGCACUGGUGCUGCCUUUUCUGCGUCUGGUUCAUUUGCUAAUAGGCCCAUGAAAUCUGACUUGGAGGAGACAUCUACAGCAGCAGAUGUUUCAUCAAUUGGGCACUCAGAUUCUAGAAAACCUGAAUAUUAUGGGGAUGAGCAUCUCGGAAGUACCACAGAUGGAAAUCUAGUUCAUAGAACUGUUGGGAGCACUGCAAAUUAUGAUUCUCCUUCAGCUUCACAACCAGAGGCAUUGAAGCAGGAAACCCCUGAAGUUGCUCAUGGGAAUCAAUAUGCAUUCCCUUCAUCUGCACCUGAUUUUGCAUAUGGAAGCACCCAACAAUUCAAUACUGCAUUUACUCAUCCACAGACAAGCUCACAGAUGCAGAAUCUUGCUUCUUUCUCAAGUGUGAUGCAGGCAUAUACAAAUUCGUUACCCAGCACUUUGUUGGCUUCAACUGUCCAGAAUGCAAGGGAGGAUCUUUCAUACUCACCCUUUCCUGUGACACAGUCAAUGCCCACAAAAUACAGCAAUGUGGCUUCUUCUAUCAGUGGUCCUACCAUUUCCAUGCCAGAGUCUUUGGGCGCUGGUAGUAUUUCUACACCUCAGCCUACUCCACAGACCCUGCCUGGUGCCAGCGUUGCCACAGGACCUGCUAUUCCGCAACACCUUGCUGUGCACCCUUAUACCCAACCUACUCUUCCUUUGGGACAUUUUGCCAACAUGAUCGGCUAUCCAUAUAUGCCGCAGAGCUACACAUACAUGCCCUCGGCUUUCCAGCAAGCAUUUGCUGGUAACAGCACAUACCAUCAGUCUCUGGCAGCUGUGCUACCACAAUAUAAAAACAGUGUUUCUGUCAGUAGUUUGCCUCAAUCUGCUGCUAUUGCCUCUGGAUAUGCAUUUGGGAGUUCAACCAGCAUUCCUGGCGGAAACUUUCCUCUGAAUGCACCCGCCGCACCUACAGGCACAACUGUUGGCUAUGAUGAUCUUAUAAGUUCUCAGUACAAGGACAGUAAUCAUAUGAUCUCGCUUCAGCAGAAUGAGAAUCCAGCCAUGUGGGUUCAUGGGCCUGCUGGUUCGCGAACAGUUUCUGCACUUCCGAACACAUAUUACAGCUUCCAGGGGCAGAACCAACAGUCUAGCGGGUAUCGGCAGGGUCAGCAGCAAUCGCAGCAUUUUGGUGCUCUUGGUUACCCAAAUUUCUAUCAUUCUCAAACUGGGUUAUCAAUUGAACAUCAGCAGCAAAAUUCUAGGGAUGGAUCCCUUGGGGGAUCUCAAGGCCAACCACCGAAGCAGUCUCAACAGAUAUGGCAAAACAACUACUAAUCUCAGUCCCCUCCUGGUUUUUCAGGGUCUUGUAGUGAGUGUGAAAGUGGUCAUUCAUAGGCAUUCUGCGCUCUAAUAAUCUCUCACGUUUCAUUGAUUGGUCUGAAGAGACCUUGACUGGCUGCUGCCCUGUGCCACCGAGGUUGUAUUCUACAUAUUUAUGUCUUGUUAUGUUUAACCUAGGAACACGUGUGCUAAUUUUGAGUUAGUGGACUAUGCCGAUUCUCUCUUUCACUGUUUUUUUCUUGUCUCUCUUGUUGUACUUGAAACUUGUUUUCCGUUUGGUUGGAGAGUCCUUGCUAA